Colletotrichum orchidophilum is the source of this 1107-nucleotide messenger RNA. Its product is annotated as glycosyl hydrolase family 16. The record is from RefSeq and is a predicted model, not a curated record. The transcript has 2 exons. NCBI's taxonomy places the organism in Eukaryota, Fungi, Ascomycota, Sordariomycetes, Glomerellales, Glomerellaceae. Bases 1 to 1107 code for a protein of 368 amino acids. Gene Ontology annotation, biological process: carbohydrate metabolic process; fungal-type cell wall organization. Gene Ontology annotation, molecular function: hydrolase activity, hydrolyzing O-glycosyl compounds; glycosyltransferase activity. Gene Ontology annotation, cellular component: fungal-type cell wall.
AUGUUGUUCUCAAAAAGACUAUUCGCCGGUCUGACGGCGUUGGCAACAACAGCAUCAGCGCAGACAUAUUCAUCGUGUAACCCCCUCCAACAAACAACAUGUCCCGCUGACCCGGCGCUUGGCAUGGCCAUUCACGUCGACUUCACCCAGGGCGCUGUCAACUCCUUCGCCGCCUCCGGAAACCCGACAUACGGCUCCGAUGGCGUAACAUUCACCGUCGCCGCCUCGGGACAGGCACCGCAGCUCAUGUCCCUCUUCUAUAUCAUGUUCGGCCGCGUCGAAAUCACCCUCAAGGCCGCCACCGGCGCCGGCAUUGUCAGCUCGUUGGUCCUGCAAUCCGACACCCUCGACGAGAUCGACUUGGAGUGGCUCGGCGCCGACCCGACAGAGGUGCAGUCAAACUACUUUGGCAAGGGCGACGUGACGACGUACAACCGCGGCCAGUUCCACCAGACGGGCAACAAUCAGGAUAAAUUCAUGACGUACGCCGUCGACUGGACCUCGGAGCGCAUCGUCUUCUCCGUCGACGGCACCGUCGUGCGCACGCUCACGGAAGCCGAGGCCGACACGAAUCAGUACCCGCAAUCGCCGAUGCAGGUGAAGUUCGGCUCCUGGUCCGGCGGAGACCCGGCCAAUGCCCCGGGGACCAUUGACUGGGCCCGCGGCCCGACGGACUUUAGCAAGGGGCCCUUCCACAUGGUUGUCAAGGACGUCUCCAUUACCGACUACUCUACCGGAAAAGAGUACAAGUACACCGACACCUCGGGCAACUGGGGCUCCAUCCAGGCCGUCGACGGCCAGGUCAACGGCAACCUGGGCAAGGCGGGCCAGAUCACCUACACGGCCAGCGCGGCCGCCGCGACGGGCUCGCCCGGGCCCACGGUGCCUAGGGGCGGCAUCGGCGCCGACGAGUCGGCUUCCGCGACGCAGACGGGCUGGCCCUGGGUCGCCAGCGGGAGACCUACCGGUGGUUCUGUGCCGGACGGCUGGCGCAUGAACUCUGAGGGCAAGAUCAUUCCCGACGGCGCCGGAAGCUCGGUGCGUCCUUCGUGCCUGGUCGUGCUAGUGUCCCUUGCUGUUGGUGUUGUCGCCUUGAUGGGGCGGUGA